Darwinula stevensoni is the source of this 3681-nucleotide messenger RNA. The record is from the annotation of a GenBank genome assembly. NCBI's taxonomy places the organism in Eukaryota, Metazoa, Arthropoda, Ostracoda, Podocopida, Darwinulidae.
AUGAGUGGUGCAAAUGUAUAUGAAAGUCUCAAGAAGGCUGUGGAAGUGACACUGAAUCCAUAUGUUGAGCCUGAAGAAAGGCGGAAGGCAAUCCAAUUUUGUGAGGAGUUUCGUGAAACGUCCCUGCUGCCAGUGAGGAUGGAUGCAGGGGUGACGUUGGCCCAUAGAGAUAACACUCAUGUUGUUCGGAAAUUUGGCCUUCAGUUGCUGGAGCAUGUCAUCAAGUAUCAAUGGAAUCAGCUCUCCACUGAGCAGAAGCUCUUUAUCAAGGAUUCCCUGUCACGACUGCUAGUGGAGAUGGCCAAACGAGAAUGGCCACAGCAAUGGCCUACCAUGCUGUCAGAGCUUAGCAGCAUCUGCAGCCUUGGGGCAAGACAAAUGGAACUUGUUCUCCGGUUCUUCCUUCGCCUUGUUGAAGAUGUUGCAUUGUUUCAGACCCUGGAAGCUGCUCAGAGAAGGAGGGACAUCUUUCAAGCUCUCACUGCUGAAAUGGAGACCAUCUUUGGAUUCUUCUUGCGAACAAUCUCAGAGCAAUUCAUCAAAUUGAAGGAGAUUGGCUGCUCCAAGGCAGCAGAAGCACCAGAGCAGGUGUAUGAGAGAAAUGUCAUCAUUCGCAUUCUGGAUGUGGCCUUGGAGACAGCUGGGGCAUAUGUGGAAUGGAUCCCAGUGGGGUACAUUGUCAUGGAGCAAGGCUGUUUCAUUAACAUCUGCUGCCAACUCCUCCUUGAACCCAGCCUCCGCCUCAAGGCAACGGAUUGCCUUUUCCAGCUGGUGAGCCGGAAAGGGAAAGUUGAAGUGCGUCGUCCCAGUCUCAUUCUUUUUGAGGAGGGCCAUCUGCAAUAUAUUAUGUCCUCCAUUCAGUGCAACAGCUCCAAUUCACAGAUGGAUCCAGAUUCAUAUCAGUAUUUGAAGAGUGUGAGUCAGUUGAUCAGUGGAAUGACAACUCAGCUGUGCAUGCUGAUUGGGAAGGAGAAGGAUCUUGCAGAUCCACCAAGUACAUUUCCGUUGUUCCUCGAGAUUGCUCUCAUACUCACCGAACAUGCAAGUCAUGUCAUCUCAUCCCACAUGGCCUCAGCAUGGCAGCAGCUGUUCUCUCACCCACAACUCUCUGCCUCCCAAUACCUUCUUGCCUGCAUCCCAAAGUGGAUCGAGCUGGCUGUGCGACACACAUGGAAGACUGGAUUCAGGUCCAGGAACAACAGCCCCAGCUGUGAAUUCUCCAGGCUGGAUUUUGAUACAGAUGAAGCUUUCUUUGCUUUUCUGACCAAGGUUCGCAUAGAGAUACAUGCAUGCAUCCGAACAGUUGGGAACUUAGCUCCUCUGCUGACAUUCCAGUUUCUCAGAACUUGGAUCACAGCACUCUUGAAUAAAUCUUCAGACAGCCUGCAGGAGGAAGAUAUUACAAGGGAGUACCCCAUGAAUUCUGAAAUGCCCCUCCACUUGGAGUGGGAAUCCUUAUCUGCCAUUUUGGAUCAUGCAAUCCCAAAAAUCAUGGCCAGUCCCAAUAGCCCAAAACCACUCCCAGAGGAUGGGAUUCAGCUCUUACGAAUGUGUCUUGCAUUCACCACUCGAGAUCCCCUCAUCCUCUCGUCGUGGUUGUCUUGCAUCUCUGCGCUCUUCCUGUUUGUGCCCUAUGAGGUAUCCUUGCUUCCUGAAACACUUACAAAAAUCUUUGGAGCCGUAGUUUUCACCCUCCCAAACCAGGCUGCCAAAGGUUCCCGAAGCAAAUCAGUGAGAAAUGUCCGUCGCCAUGCUUGUUCUCUCCUCGUGAAACUGAGUGUCAAAUACCCAGAAACUCUCUUCCCGGUUUUUGAAUCCAUCUUCAACAUGGUGAAGGAGUUGAGCAAGGAGGAGUCAAAGCUGUCCCAGAUGGAGAAGCUCACCCUGGCUGAGGUCCUACUCAUCCUUAGCAACAAGUGGUGUCACUAUGAUAAGCAGACUCAAUUCAUUGGAGCUUUGUUAGAGCCAACCAGAGAACAGUGGAUGGCAGUCACACCUCAUCUGUCCUCAUGCUUGUCUUUCAUGUCAUUUGUGGGACUGGACCAUGAACCAGUUGAACCCAGUGAUAGUGAUCUCAGUGGGAAGAACCGUGCCUUGCUCACAGACUGCAUUCAGAUGAUAUUUUCUGUGGUAAAGCGCUGCACUUGGCCAGAAAACAUUGAUGCAGCUCGAUUGGGAGGCUUUGUGCGCUCUGAGGACCAGACAACUCUCUGCAACCCAGCAGCACCACAUAUCUUGCCUCUCCUACCAGGCAUUUUUCAUUUCAUGGGUGUUAUUCAUUUGUUAUGGCACCCAGAGGCAUUCCAGAAAUUCUCUUCUGGAUACAAGAAGUCUUUUUGCCUCUUGGAUGUCGAGAAACAUCUGAUACUUGGUACUCCACAUGUGGAGACUGCUGGGGAAUUGACCCGAAGUCCCCUGGAACGGAUGCAGCAGUUCCUCUCGUCCAUGCAUGAAAGCUGUUGCCACAUUUUGGGAAAUGCUGCAGCAACUCUGGGGAAGGAGUUCUUUGCCAUCCCAAAUCUGGUGGGGAUGGUGAUCAAUGAAUCCCUUGCUGGGAUUGACUGUAUUGAGGACCAUUGGCUACGGCGUAUUGUGAGAGUCUUCCUCCGCUCAUUUUUCACCCAUUGCCCCCCGAGUGACUACCUUCGUGUUGUGGUGCCCAUCCUCAGCCAGUUGCUUCCAUAUAUGCUUACAAGGCUGAGCCAGAAGUGGGAGAAUGGAAGUACAGCAGAAAGCACAUCUCCAGCCUUCUCCUAUGAAACUCCUGACACAAGGGAAAUGCUGGAGGACCAGCUGCUGCGCCAGCGCACACGUGAAUAUAUCGACCUUCUGCGUGCAAUCCUCUUUGAAGCUGAGUCAGGCUCCCAAGUGACUGAAACGAAUGAUGCAAUGGAGGAUGGGAGUGAUGGAUCCCCAUCACCCAGACCACUUGCUUCACUCAGUGAGAGUGGCCUCGUUGUCCUAAAUGACUCCAAUCUACGGCCGGUCAUCUUCCUCACACUGCUUAGAGCCUUGACAUGGGGAGAUGCCCCAAGCAGCAGCAAGGCAUCGAUGCUCACAACCCCGGUGAUGAAGCAUCUGGCAGCCACUGGAGCGAUCACAGAAUCAGAGGCCAAAUCAGCCCUUCAGGCCAUUCUGGGGGCUCUGGAAGUUCAUGGACAGCAUGACAACAACCAAGCAUUCCUCAUGAACCUCUUGCUCAAUGUCUAUGAUGCCCUGCGGCCUUCAUAUCCUGCUCUUGCUCAGUUCUUCCUCCAAAUCCCUGGUAAUAACUUGGAGGAAGUUCAGAAAAUGGAUGACAGGUUCUUAAACUGGAACCCCAAGUAUGGGAAGCCGGAGAAGGUGAAGAAAGAUAUGCUGAAACGCCUUGUAACACCAAUCAUAGGAAAGAAUGUGGGAGAGUUGGGGAAGAGACCGGUGCUGGUAAAGGAUCUGCCCAUGAUGAGGCCAACAGGGAGAAAGCCACAGCUCAGCCUGGAUGAGAUGGAACGCAGAAAUCUGGGUCUCUGUGGACUUUUUCAAGGUCAUGAAUCUUCCUCUUCGUCACCUUCUCUCCCUCAAGCACAAGGCCCAAUGCAAAUCUAGAUCUCAUGCCAUGUUAUUCCAAAUGAAUUCCACCCAUGACUGUUGGAUGAAUUGAAGUGUAGAAUGAGAAUGAAGUUUGAGGGGUGAUUAUUGAUA